AUUUCUUCUGUGAUCUGUCUCUUUGUGUAUGUUGAGUUGAUGUGGAAAGGAUCGUUCAUCUCACUGAAUCACGCAAGGAAUCAUUUCGUUUGGUAUCGUUUGCGGUCUUAAUAGAAUCAAGAUGUCAGAAGCCAAGAAAUCAAAGACAGCCAAGAAGGGCUUUAUGGAGCGUCUAGAUGCCGGUGAGAUAGUGAUCGGUGAUGGAGGUUACGUAUUUGCUCUCGAGAAACGUGGUUACGUCAAGGCUGGACCAUGGACUCCAGAAGCAACCGUAGAACACCCAGAGGCUGUUCGACAGCUUUCCAAGGAAUUCCUCCGUGCCGGAGCAGACAUCAUCCAAGCUUUCACAUUUUAUGCCAGUGAUGAUAAACUAGAAAACCGGGCAAACAAGUCACUUGAGAAACAUACUGGUGCUAUGAUUAACCAGAGAGCAUGUGAUAUCGCAAAAGAAGUAGCUGAAAUUGGCAAUGGUAAUGGACCUGGUCUGUUUGCCGGUGGUGUCUGCCAAACACCUGGAUACCUCUCAGGUGCUAACAAGGAAUCCGUCCAAGCUAUCUUUAGGAAGCAGGUUAAAGUUUUUGAGGAGAACAAAGUGGACUUCCUUCUCGCCGAGUACUUUGAGCAUGUUGAAGAGGCUGUUUGGGCAGUUGAAGAACUGAAGAAGACUGGUAUUCCUGUAGCAUGUUCAUUGUGUAUUGGACCAGAGGGUGAUAUGCAUGGUGUAUCUGCUGGCGACUGUGCCGUUAAGAUGGCAGAAGCUGGUGCUGAUGUUAUCGGUAUAAACUGUCACUUCGACCCUUGGAUAUGUCUGAAAGGCGUCGCUCUGAUGAAGGAAGGUCUUGAGAAAGCAGGACUCAAGAGACAUCUCAUGAUCCAACCUCUUGCGUUUGCCACAGCCUGGUGUGGCAAGCAAGGAUUUAUUGAUCUCCCAGAGUUUCCUUUUGGUUUGGAGCCCCGUAUCCUGACACGUUGGGAGUGCCAUCGUUAUGCCCGUGAAGCCUACGACCUGGGUAUCCGUUACAUCGGUGGUUGCUGUGGAUUUGAGCCUUACCACAUCCGAGCUGUCUGUGAAGAGUUGAACAAGGAGAGAGGUUUCUACCCUGAGGGAACUGAAAAGCAUGCCCUCUGGGGUGAUGGUCUUCGUCAACACACAAAGCCGUGGGUUAGGGCUAGGGCUCGGCGUGAUUAUUGGGAGAACCUAAAACCCUCUAGCGGUCGACCAGAUUGUGCUUCAAUGUCUAAACCGGAUGCUUGGGGUGUAACCCGAGGUGAUGAAAACCUUGUUCAACAUGUCGAAGAGACCGACGACACAGAACUGAAGAAGCUUUACCAACAAGCAGCGAAAUAACUGUUUCAGAACAGUAUCAAUGACAUCUCAGUGAAUAGUUCAAAACAUGUACAAAUGUUAUAUACAUUUUCAACCUCAGAAUUACGUGCCUUCGGA
Lytechinus variegatus (green sea urchin) is the source of this 1444-nucleotide messenger RNA. Its product is annotated as betaine--homocysteine S-methyltransferase 1-like. Lineage: Eukaryota; Metazoa; Echinodermata; Echinoidea; Temnopleuroida; Toxopneustidae. Bases 122 to 1348 code for a protein of 408 amino acids. The transcript is spliced from 8 exons. The record is from RefSeq and is a predicted model, not a curated record. Gene Ontology annotation, molecular function: betaine-homocysteine S-methyltransferase activity; zinc ion binding.